Molecule: messenger RNA, 2732 nt
Organism: Elgaria multicarinata webbii
Lineage: Eukaryota; Metazoa; Chordata; Lepidosauria; Squamata; Anguidae
Product: inter-alpha-trypsin inhibitor heavy chain H4-like
Exons: 22
Coding region: 9-2630 (873 amino acids)
Biological process (GO): hyaluronan metabolic process
Molecular function (GO): serine-type endopeptidase inhibitor activity
Source: RefSeq, a predicted model, not a curated record
UUUCCAAAAUGGAAAGUCAAGUUUUCACUCUCUGGCUGGUCUUUUCUUCGCAGAUAGUAUUAGCAGACCCAGCUGUAUAUCAGAAUGCUAUUGAAAUCUACAGCCUGCAUGUGGACUGUAAAGUUACAUCACGGUUUGCUCACACGGUCAUAACCAGCAGAGUCGUCAACAGAGCAAAUGAAUCUAAGGAAGCCCUAUUUGAAGUGGAAUUACCCAAGACAGCCUUCAUCACAAACUUCAGCAUGACCAUAGAUGGAGAAACAUAUCCUGGAAUAAUCAAGGAGAAGAAAUCUGCACAAGAUCAGUAUGAUGCUGCCGUUUCACGAGGGCAAAGCGCUGGAUUGGUCAAAUCGACUGGAAGAAAAUUAGAGCAGUUUCAUGUUUCAGUCAACGUUGCAGCAGCAGCUAAAGUGACCUUUGAGUUGAUCUACGAGGAGCUGCUAAAGCGGAAGCUGGGAAAGUAUGAACUGCUGAUUAAGGUCAAGCCCAAACAGCUGGUGAAUCACUUCCAGAUUGAUAUCCACAUCUUUGAACCACAAGGCAUCAGUUUCUUGGAAACGGAAAGCACCUUCAUGACCAAUGAGCUGAGCAAUGCCCUCACCAAGGUCCAGGAUGAGACCAAGGCCCACAUUUCAUUUAAGCCAACCAUAUCUCAACAAAGAAAAAGCCCCGAACUGGAAGAAACUUUGCUCAAUGGAGAUUUUCUCAUCCGUUAUGAUGUUAAAAGGAGUGUCGCUGCAGGCGAUAUACAGAUUGUGAAUGGAUAUUUUGUCCACUAUUUUGCACCCAGUCAAAUGCCGGCAUUUCCCAAAAAUAUAAUCUUUGUGAUAGAUAAAAGUGGAUCUAUGUUUGGCAAGAAAAUUCGGCAGACAAAAGAGGCCCUGCAAAAGAUUUUGGAAGAUCUUAACCCUGAAGACCACUUUAACUUUGUCAUCUUUAGUGGAAAUGUUGCUGAAUGGCGUCCAUCUUUGUUGCAAGCCACAGAGGAGAACGUGGAACUGGCUAAACAAUAUGUUCAGACCAUUUUUGCUCAAGGAGCAACAGAUAUCAAUGGGGCUCUUCUGACUGCAAUUCAUUCCCUGGAUAAAGCCACCUCUGCUGAGUUAUUGCCAGACAGAAGUGUAUCAAUGAUCAUUUUGCUGACAGAUGGCGAACCCACUAAUGGUGUUACUGAUGUCAAUGAGAUUCAAGCAAACAUAAAGAGGGCUAAUGAAGGCAAAUACUUCCUCUACUGUCUUGGCUUCGGCUUUGACGUCAGCUAUUCAUUUCUCGAGAAGAUGGCCUUAGACAACGGGGGAGUUGCUCGGCGUAUAUACGAAGACUCGGAUGCAGCCCUGCAGCUCCAGGGCUUUUAUCAUGAGGUCGCUACUCCCAUCCUGAAGGAGAUUGAAAUGAAAUAUCCAGACAAUGCUGUGCUGGAAAUCACUCAGAAUAAUUUCAACCUGCUCUUUGAUGGCUCUGAAAUUGUAGUUACUGGAAAGCUUGGAAAUGAAACAGCUGUUUUCCCUGUGGAAAUCAAUGCUCUAUUGCAUACUAGCAACCUGACCCUUAAAGAAGAGGCAAAUGUAUCAGAAAAGGAGCAAGUAUUUCAGCAUCAGGAAUACAUCUUUGGAAAUUUCAUUGAGAGAUCGUGGGCCUACCUAACAAUUCAACAACUACUAGAAAAACAUGUUUCAGCAGUAGGAGAAGAGCGGAAAAACCUGGAUGCCCAAGCUUUGAAUCUCUCCUUGAAGUAUGGCUUUGUCACCCCACUCACUUCCAUGGUGGUCACCAAGCCUGAUGCUCAAGAGGUGGCAAACAAACCUACAGAGGCAGAUAACGAGAUGUACAUGCACCAUCAUCCUUUUGGUGCAGGUAUGAAGAUGAGCCCAAGCCAUCCUGAGAGUUACAUAAUGCUUGAGUCAUCAGAUUAUGAUUUUGAUGUGAUGCAACCCAUGUAUGAUCCCUUUCCAUUACCAGGUUUCUAUCAUUCAGUGUCCCCCCAAAAAAGUCCAACAAAAAUUCCUGACAGUAGUAGUGAAUAUCCACAUUUCAUCUUACAAGUGCCUGGUGAUAAUGCUUCCAUUUGUUUAAAUAUUAAUGGACAGUCGCAAACAUCCAUAGACCUGCUAUCUGAUCCAGACAAAGGGAUCCUCGUGACUGGCAAGCUUGGGGAAAACAGACAGUUUAUGGAGUUUAAAGUAACCUAUGAGAUGCUUAAUGUGGAAAUCGGUGUGACAAGGGAAGAAAUUGUACUGAAAGAUAAGGGCUAUGCACACUCUUUCCAAUGGACAAGUACUGCAUUUUUAUCGUUCAACGGAUUGACAAUGAUAAUUGAAAAGGAGGAGAUCCUCUCUCUGACAGGACCAGGCAACAUCACAACACAUGUCUACUAUAAGAAGCCCCCUCUUGAUUUCCUUGGACUGUACUUCCAGAAUGCUGAUGAUUUUUCUGACAGAGUUGCUGGACUUCUUGGGCAGUUUUUCUUUAAUACACAAUUUGAAAGAAACCUUGGUCAAAGUCACGAAGGGAAGAAAACCCUGCUUGUGCAAGGACAACCACAUGAGGCCACAAGCCAAAGCAAGAAAGAUUACAGGACUGGAUCAGUUGAUGGAACUCUUUUCUGCUGGUCACUGGAUAUAACUCCUUGAAGAAGAAAUUGUAAAGCAGUAAAUAAUAUGUAAUAUUUUAGGGUUUCCCCUAAAAGACAGCCUGUAGAUCUUUAAAAUAAAUAAAGUAAUACAAAACAGGAA